AUGGCGUCAUCCCGAAGUCUCUUUUCCAAAGUGAAGCGUCAUCACAAGUCGAUUAACAAGAACUUGUGUGCCAACAUUGUGCGUCAUGAUUAUCUUGUUACUGGUAAGACCAAGGCCAUGAGAGCACAACCAAAGAUUGAGAGUUUUCUCAGUAAGAUGUUAGCCAGAGAUGAUGAGUUAGUGAAGCAAGGAAUCACGGACUUAGACAGCCGUCUUUCCAAGAACCAACAUUUGAACUACGUACACGAACCUCUUCGUAAGGAAAUAGGAAGUAAAGUGUUGACUGAAUUAAAAGACAGAUAUAAAGAUAGAAGUGCUGGAUUCACCAGAAUCAUUAGAUUAGAACCUCGGUUAAGUGAAGACAAAGCCGCCAUGUCCGUAAUUGAAUUGGUGGAUUCAGAGUUUGAAAUCAAAUACUGGUUUGUUGCCAAAGUAGUUGCUAGAUUACAAUUACAAGGUUUAGAAUUGGAUGCGUUAACUAAAAGACAUGUUGAAAAGUUAACCAAACUACGUCCCGACGGAAUAGAAAAGUUUCAGAAUGAUGUUGAAAUUGCAAAGAAACAGUUCUUUUCUUAUAAUGAAGAAACAGAAGAAGUGGAAGAUGAAUUAAAGAAGAAGGAAUUAGAAAACCUUCCAAAUAAUCUUUCUUAUAAUGGAGGUAUUUUAGGUGAAGCUCUUUUGGCUUCAAAGAAAUUCCCCACAAAGUCUAGACCUUCUAAGGAACCUUCAAAGAUUCCAUUAUCACCAUUUUUGGCCAACUCUAAUUAG
Molecule: messenger RNA, 768 nt
Organism: Lizanozyma spartinae
Lineage: Eukaryota; Fungi; Ascomycota; Pichiomycetes; Serinales; Debaryomycetaceae
Gene: MRPL8
Product: mitochondrial 54S ribosomal protein bL17m
Exons: 1
Coding region: 1-768 (255 amino acids)
Biological process (GO): translation
Cellular component (GO): ribosome; mitochondrial large ribosomal subunit
Molecular function (GO): structural constituent of ribosome
Source: RefSeq, a predicted model, not a curated record